Molecule: messenger RNA, 2544 nt
Organism: Cylindrotheca closterium
Lineage: Eukaryota; Bacillariophyta; Bacillariophyceae; Bacillariales; Bacillariaceae
Source: the annotation of a GenBank genome assembly
AUGUCGUCGUCAUCCUUUUUGCAAGUGACGGCACAAAAUAUGAACGACGCCGUCGGUCAAUCCGGUUCUUACACUGGUCAAAUUCAUGUGGAUAGCGGAUUGCCUCACGGAAGAGGAACCAUGAAAUAUGUCACAUCUGACAGUAAUGUUCAGGCAAAUCCAAAUAUGAUUGUCGCAAGUUACGAAGGCGAAUGGGAACGCGGAUUCUGGCAAGGCCACGGCAUGUGUCUCUUAAAGAAUGGCGAUUCGUAUACAGGAGAGUUUGUACAACAUGAGCGCCAUGGCAAUGGUGAAUAUCUAUGGAAAACCGGAGCCAAUCACAAACAACGUCUCUAUCAAGGUAUGUUUCAUCACAACCAACGACAUGGUCAUGGCAAGUACAUUUGGCGAACUAUGCAACCCACUGGAAACAAUGCUCCCAAUGAGCCGGAAGAACUGGAAGUAAUCAGUGAAUCUACCUACGUUGGUAUGUUUGACAAUGGCCAACGACAAGGUCAUGGUGUCUACCAAUCGCCAAGUCUGACCUACACGGGCGAAUGGAAGGCUGGACAAUAUCAUGGCUAUGGUGUCUUGGAAUCCAAUACUGCCAAUUCUCCCAACAGCAAGACCUACAAAGGAUACUUUCAUCGUGGCCAACGACAUGGUCGUGGUGUCGAAACGGAACACACUAAGGAUGCUGCCUCGGGCAAAGUGACGGACACUGUCAUUCAUGAAGGCCGAUGGCGCAACGACCAACCGUCGAAUGAAGAAGAAGAGGAUCCCGUUUUGAUGGACCCCAUUGACACUGUUACUCCAAGCAAACCGGUAACACCCAAGCAACAGACAAUCGUACUCAGCAAGCCAGAACCUUGCAUUGACGGCGAAGGCCGCGAAGGAUACUACAAGGGCAUUUUGCAAGAUAAUCUCCCGGAAGGCGUGGGUACCAUGAAGUACCAACAUCAUCCCGAACUAAUGAUGGACUACGAAGGAUUCUGGGCCAAGGGCAUGAAACAUGGGUUUGGCCGACUCUUGUACAUGAACGGUGACUCGUAUCAGGGUGACUUUGUCCAAAACCAAAAACAAGGACAGGGCGAAUGGAAAUUAUCAGAUGGUCGACAAUUCAAGGGAACCUUUCUAGAAGACUUGCCUCAUACUCAACCCGACAAGCCCGAAGAAAAGAUUCGUGUCGUCUAUCCACAAAAUGACAUGUUUCACGGCCAAUACACGAAUGGAAAUCGUUCCGGCAGGGGACGAUUUACUUGGGUCGAUGGAGGAUAUUACGACGGAUUUUGGGCAGAAGGGCUCUACCAUGGAAAAGGUGAAUUGGGCACUGCCCAUACCAAGUACACGGGAGAAUUUCAAAAUGGCAAGUACGAAGGACAAGGCACAUUGAUGAACCUCUUGACGGAACAAGUGAUUUACGAAGGAGCCUGGAAGGAAGGAAAACCCGCAGACGAGUCUGUCAAAAUGGAUGACGCCGAGAAAUUCUUGCUCAUUCCACAACCACCCUUGGAUUUGGAUGUCGCCCAGUCGCGUCAACAAGGUCGUACGGCAGCUCCAGUCAAUUCCAAUUUCGCUGGCAGCACCAAGGGACUGGAACUUUUGAGUACUUCUGCCUGCAAGGCGGUUGUCGAUUUGAGUCUGGUGGAUGCCCAAGACAAUCCAGGCCGAUACACGGGGAUUUUGCAUGUGGCCAGUCAAAAGCCACAUGGAGUGGGUCGUAUGGUGUACGACGAUGGGAAUCGAGUCCACGAGGGUUUUUGGGAGUUUGGGCAUAGGCAAGGGCAUGGGCGAUGCUUGUUUGUGCAGAUUGGGGAUUUCCAUGAGGGAAAUUAUGAGCAAAAUCUGCGACAAGGCCAAGGGACCUAUUAUUGGAAGGAUGGUCGACAAUUUGUUGGGCAAUAUGACAACGAUGAACGACAUGGACCCGGUGUCUUUACCUACCCCAAUGGUGAUAUCUACGAUGGUCAUUUUGAAAAUGGACAACGCUGUGGAUUUGGAACGUUUACAUUUCAUAACAAGACCUGCCAAUACAAAGGUGGAUGGAAAGUUGGCAUGUACAAUGGCGAGGGCCAAUUGACGUGGCAAUCGGUGAAGGAAACUCGCAAGGUGACACCAACCAGCGAGCAAAUUACCCGUGAAACAUGCAAACAUCGGUACGAAGGCAACUUUGAAUCGGGUGUAUUUGAUGGCGAAGGAAAGGAAUAUGAAAAUGAUAAGUUGGUACGACAAGGUGUAUGGGCCAAGGGCAAGUUUGUGGAGGAAAGUGCUGUUUCUGUGGUGGCACCUCCUGAUUUGUUGGACGAGCCGGAAACAGAUGCUACUGAUGCCGCUCCAGCGGACAGCAGUACAGAGCCAUCCAGCCAAAGCGCUGGGCAAGAUGAGGAAGAAACUACCAACAAGAUCGCACCUGCCACUGGCGACAACACAGCUGAAGAAGGCCAUGAUGAACAAACACCACAAGCAGAGGAGCCAGUUGCCGAUGAAAAUCAAGCUCCCACACCAGCACCACAAAAGGAAGCUGUUUCCGCCACAACAGAAACAAAUACCAAGGCCACUGUCUAG